Molecule: messenger RNA, 2005 nt
Organism: Triticum dicoccoides
Lineage: Eukaryota; Viridiplantae; Streptophyta; Magnoliopsida; Poales; Poaceae
Product: NADH dehydrogenase [ubiquinone] iron-sulfur protein 2
Exons: 5
Coding region: 383-1672 (429 amino acids)
Biological process (GO): mitochondrial electron transport, NADH to ubiquinone
Cellular component (GO): respiratory chain complex I
Molecular function (GO): quinone binding; NAD binding; oxidoreductase activity, acting on NAD(P)H
Source: RefSeq, a predicted model, not a curated record
CAUAAUAGGGCCAUGACGGUUUUGGCAAGGCCUUGAACUUCAUAUAUCCCUUUUUUACUCAAUCCAGAAUACCGAGAAAGUCAGAUUGAAUCAUUUUGUCGACCUUUCCUUUGGAUUUAUUAUCAUAGGUAGUGUUCGAGAUCGCCUCUGUGCGGUGAACGCUCGAAUGUAGCUAACAUCAGUUUUGUCCUCGCGUGGUUGAAGGAGAUGCUGCUGCUGGAUGGAAUGCUUCCGGAGCGCCAUGAUCCUUCUAUCAGGAAUAGAAUAAUCGAGGGCACUGACUGACUGCAUCAAUCAUCGCUCAGUGAGCUAUUAAUUGCCGCCAAUAGCGCUUCGCUUGCAUGCAAGGCGGCUAAUAAAAGCGCCAGGUAGACGCGCGGAGAUGCAUUUUGAGUACUGGUGGUACUGGACAAGCUCUAGGGGAAUAAUCUCUUUCUUAUUUCUUUCUUAUUUCUUUCCCAUGACGACUAGGAACGGGCAAAUCAAGAAUUUCACUUCGAAUUCCGGACCUCAACAUCCUGCUGCUCAUGGUGUUUCACGAUCAGUAUUGGAAAUGAACGGAGAAGUGGUGGAACGUGCGGAACCACAUAUUGGAUCACUCCAUAGAGGGACUGAGAAAUUAAUCGAGUACAAAACUUAUCUUCAAGCUUUACCUUAUUUUGAUCGUUUAGACUAUGUUUCUACGAUGGCCCAAGAACACGCUCAUUCUUCAGCCGUAGAGAGACUUUUGAAUUGUGAGGUACCAUUACGAGCUCAAUAUAUAAGAGUGUUAUUCUGUGAAAUAACUCGAAUUUCAAAUCAUUCACUUGCUUCAACUACUCAUGCUAUGGAUGUGGGAGCAUCAACUCCGUUCCUUUGGGCUUUUGAGGAGCGGGAGAAAUUGUUGGAAUUCUAUGAAAGAGUCCCGGGAGCCAGGAUGCAUGCCAGUUUCAUACGACCUGGUGGAGUGGCACAAGAUCUGCCUCUUGGCUUAUGUCGAGAUAUUGAUUCCUCCACACAACAAUUUGCUUCUCGUAUCGACGAAUUAGAAGAGAUGUCAACCGGCAACCGUAUCUGGAAACAACGAUUAGUGGAUAUUGGUACUGUCACUGCACAGCAAGCAAAGGAUUGGGGAUUCAGUGGUGUAAUGUUAAGAGGUCUGAAGUGGUGGGCCUACCCAUCCCAACCUGGGGUAUGCUGGGAUUCACGAAGAGCAGCACCUUACGAUGUUCAUGACCAAUCGGAUCUUGACGUACCAGUAGGUACCAGAGGAGAUCGCUAUGAUCGUUACUGUAUCCGUAUUGAAGAGAUGCGACAAAGUGUUCGGAUCAUUGUGCAAUGUCCUAAUCAAAUGCCUAGUGGCAUGAUCAAAGCCGAUGAUCGUAAGCUAUGUCCUCCAUCACGAUCUCGAAUGAAACUAUCCAUGGAAUCCUCAAUUCACCAUUUCGAACUUUAUACAGAAGGUUUUUCCGUACCAGCUCCUUCUACCUAUACCGCAGUUGAAGCACCUAAAGGUGAAUUUGGUGUCUUUCUUGUCAGUAAUGGGAGUAAUCGUCCCUACCGUUGUAAAAUAAGAGCACCUGGCUUUGCCCAUUCACAAGGACUCGAUUCUAUGUCCAAACAUCACAUGCCAGCAGAUGUAGUCACCAUCAUAGGUACUCAAGAUAUUGUGUUUGGAGAGGUAGAUAGAUAGGACGUAGUCUUGCUCGAUCAGGACCCUAGCUUUAUUGCGAGCCAAAACUGCCUGAAAGAAGCAAAAUGGAAAAGGAUGCAAAAUGCAAUGGGAUUCCUGAUCCAAUAAGAAAUCCCAAUUCGGAGUUUGUUUGGAUCAAAUUCCUAUGUUAUACUAUUCCAUUCUCGAUGAUGAAUCGAUUUGAUAGAUCAGAUAUUGUUAUUCCAAAUAUUGAUCCGAUUCAGUAUCAUCAGAAUGACAAAAGCUGACAUAGUUACUAGUGGUUCGAGGAGAAAUCCUUUCAAUCAUCAACGCCCUUUUCUACUAAAACUGCUAUUCGUGAUACCGGUCAAA